AUGAAUUUGCUAUUGGCCUUCAAGGGGGACUUUGCAGCUGCCAACACCAGCCAGAACUUGGGAGCCCUCCCCAACAUCUCAACUGCAGAGAGACCUUUUCCGUGCAUUACGCCUUCUGGCAAGUUCCUGGUUGCCACCCAUCAGCGUUAUCUAAUGGGGCGUGAAGCGAUGAUCCUUCAGGGAAUUCCUAUCCACCACCUGGACAUCUCGACGCGCACCGAGAGCGACGAGUCCAAUUCUAGCGGUGAAGACUCUUCGUCAUCGGAGGUGCUGGAUCUUGCCUCAGGGGUUGUUGAUCUGUCCCUUCAGCGAUUGCAAUCGCUGCAUGCUGUGGAGAAGGAGUCAAACCGAGAGCCCAGGGGUGAAUAUGUUAAUGGUGGCCUGUCGAAGGCCAGAUGCAAAAAGGUGUUGGACAAGCCCCGACCCCACGCACGAAGUGCAACGAAGUCGGCUUCUGUAAACUCCUUCUUCGUGCACAUGUACUGGAGUGCCGGUGAGACCAUGACCGUAUUGGAGACCCCAAAAUCUAUGCUGGACAUUUCGGAUGAGACCCUACGAGAAGAUUUACUGAACCGCCUGAUUGACAGCAAGUUGAUGGGGCCUGCCUUGCAAAUCGGUUUCCACCAUAGUCCAGAGGGGUUACCAGAGAGAAAACUACCACAUGGCAACUGGGCAACGCUCUUCCUGCUCUAUGUUGCAUACUGCCAAUCAGCUGGGGAAGAUCCAGCAUGCAAAUCAGUUUUCUAUGAUGUUGCAAAGCGUUGGAAAGUUUGUCUUCGGUUUCAUAAGCCUUCCGUCCAUUCAACCUGCCUUCUUUGUUCGACUUUGAAAGCACAAAUAGCCAAUGCAAGCGAUUUCAAGGAGCAUGCACGUCUUUGCGACGUUUUACUUGGCCACUACACCCAACAAUGGAGGGAUCGCGAGAUCUACUGGAUGGCUCGAGAUCGCUCUCGAGCCAUCCGUGACAUGCUGACAAUGAUCGUUGACUCUUACGAUCAUCAGAAAAUGAUGCUUCCCCGGUUGUUCCCUCGUCGGCGACCCCCAAAGUCAAGUGUCUAUGAAACAAUCAGGCGAACAUCUUUGACCUUGACCUGCAGUAUAGCUCAUGGAUGGGGCAUCUACUUCUUCAUUGGUGGUGAAGGCAUGCCUGGAGGAGCUAACUGGACCUUGGAGGUUGUGUCUUGGCUGCAUGGUGGGUCGUGCUGGGAUUGGUUUUCCUUGCCCCUUUGA
This is a messenger RNA of Cladocopium goreaui, 1230 nucleotides long. The record is from the annotation of a GenBank genome assembly. NCBI's taxonomy places the organism in Eukaryota, Dinophyceae, Suessiales, Symbiodiniaceae.